UCCGCCAGUGAAACUUUGCAAUCCUUUUGAAGUCUGUCUCUCAGGUUGUAGUAUAAAUUCACUUUCAAACUAUUCAAAAUGAGCGCCCAGAGAACGCAGAGCCGUGUCCGCUCCACUGCUGUACCCGGAGGAAUACCCUGGGAUAAGGAAUUCCUGAAAAAAUACCGAGUGGAACUACGGGACGGCAUGACUCCAAUCACCCUCAAACGUGUUCUCGACGACUUGCUGGCCUCGAAAGUCUUGACAGACGAAGAGGAGGAUCUGAUCUUGAACGAUGGAAAAACCAGGAAGGACAAGAUCAGAAAUCUGCUUGACAUCUUGCCUUCCAAGGGCCAAGGAGCGAUCGCUCGCUUCAAGACCGCCCUCGCCCAAGUGGACGAGCCAUCGUCACAGCUGGUAAAGAACCUUGACGCCAUGGAAGCUGAAACUUCGCUGCGCUAAGGGACUUUAAAAGCGCCAAUGUCUUUAGAACUGUGUGUGGUGUCCAGGGCGAAUUGUUUGCUGUGAAUUUUGCUGUGUUUUUAACCUCUCGACACCAACAUAUAUUGGUGACAUGCGAGCAUUCUGUGCUUUGUUAACUGCAUGAUGAUAUUACUAAUUUAAAAUAAUUCCGUCCCUGCUGCCCAGACUUUGGUCACACUGCCACUUUGGUCACGAUUUUUUCACAGGCAACUCAGGUACAACUUCAAUGUCGACAAACUUCUCAAUAGCAUUUUGGCUAUAUAAGAGAUUGAGACUUUAGUGGAAAUAAACCUCAACACAUUUCUUGAGUACCAACAGUGCCUUUCUUGCUGAAUCAGGUCGACUACAUACAUCAAACUAGAAAAUGUAGG
Molecule: messenger RNA, 833 nt
Organism: Branchiostoma floridae (Florida lancelet)
Lineage: Eukaryota; Metazoa; Chordata; Leptocardii; Amphioxiformes; Branchiostomatidae
Exons: 2
Coding region: 79-441 (120 amino acids)
Biological process (GO): regulation of apoptotic process
Molecular function (GO): protease binding; death domain binding
Source: RefSeq, a predicted model, not a curated record